This is a messenger RNA of Bursaphelenchus okinawaensis, 4117 nucleotides long. The record is from the annotation of a GenBank genome assembly. Lineage: Eukaryota; Metazoa; Nematoda; Chromadorea; Rhabditida; Aphelenchoididae.
AUGCCGAAAGUACGUCCAAUCAGUCAAGAUGACAAGUCCAAAAGUGUAAAAUGGAAAGUUUCCAACAAUGAUGCGUUAACUGAAGAAAACGAUUUGCUUUGGCAUGGUAAGUUAUCAUAGUUUGACUUUAUAUUAUUUCAAAACAUUCUAAAUUAGUAUUUUUAUUAUUAAAAUUAAGAUUUUUUAGAUUUACCAACGGCCGAAAAAGCGUAUCGUGUAGCCCUAACGACGUUAAAAGUAGCAGCGUUCUUGCUGAUUAUAUUUAGCAUAAUAUGUACUUUUGCAUUAUUAGCUGACGCUUUUCAAUUAAUUGGAGGCACUGGAAUGGGUAAGAUAAUAUUUAUAUAUGUUUUUAUGGGUUUUUAAAACAAAAUAUAUUAGACAUAGUAUACAUUUUUAGGACAAAAACUUAAAAACAGUCCAUUUUUAAGUAAUCAAAUCUCAUCGGCUAUAUUUGGAAUGGUGAUAACUUUGGUUUUACAAAGCGGAUCAACCCUUAUAAGUGUACUGGUGGGAAUGGUGGCUGGAGAUUGUAAGUUCAACAGUUUUAUCACUCCAUUAAUAUUAGGAUUAUGUUAAAAAAAUGUUGGAAUUUACAUUUAAAAACCAAACUAUCUUAUAGAAAUUAAUCGACGUACUGUUUUUAGUGCUCACCGUGCAUCAAGCUAUACCGAUAAUGAUAGGUGCUGAAAUGGGCGCAUCGUUAAUCAAUGCGUUAGUCUCCCUAGGCCAAUCAGGAGAUAGAAACCAGUUUCGCAGAGCAUUUGCUGCUGCUACGAUGAAUGAUGUUUUUAAUUUGAUGAACUUUGUUACGGUACUUCCAUUGGAAAUGACUACAGGUUUUAUGGAAUGGCUCAGCGGUAUUUUAGUUCAACCACUGAGUAAAUUCAAAGGCGGGGAGGUUAAGACAUUACAGUAUCUGACAGAUCCUAUCUUAAAUUUAAUUGUACAGGUUAGUGACAAAUAUAAUCUAUUCUUGCAGAAUAAUACUUAAUUUUGUUUUUUACUUUAGAAAACUUGUAAAAAAUGAUAAUAUUUACAUUUUAGAUUGAUGAAGAUGCAUUGACGCGAGUUACAGCGUUAAGCCGAAGCAACAAAAACGUAACAUACGAUAGGGAUACAUUUAUAUUUCGAUGCGUCGACCUACAAACGAAAGAGGAAUUAGUGUUUUGUAAGUCGUUUUAUGGACAGUAUGUACAGCCGUUGACAAAAGACAGGCAACUUUUUUAUUUUGAAUAUAACUUUUUUAUUAGUUAUUCAAUUGUUAUGAAACAAAGUUUAUUAUGAUUGUUUUGAUACCUAAAAUUAUACAAAAAUGACAAAUUACAUAAAAUAUGUCAGCGUGACAUGUUAUAUAGAAUCAAAAAAUAAAAGGUGGACAAAAAGCAGGCAACUUUUUUAAAUCUUUUGUCAAACUUCAUUAUAAAGGUAAGAUUUAAGUUUUUGUUGUUAUUACAUAUUGUUUUAGUUACGAAUAAAUAAAAAACGGCAAGGAUCGUUGAGUUUAGAAGUCAAGAAGAUGAUCUUUCAAUGCAUCCAACAAGGCGACCUCAUGUGUAACAUCGCAGAAGAUUUUUCAAUAUAUAAGGCUAUCGUUUCGUCUUAAAUGCUUCUAAAUGUGCUCAUUCUGUUUAAAAUAUAAAGUUUGUGAAUGCCAGGGCAAAACACAAUUUUUUUGCCUAUUGAAGAUGGAAUCUACAUGUAUUGAUAUAUGCCUUGGGUCAUUACCUUGUUGAAAAAAUUCACAUCAUUGAAAUUUUUAUGUUGUCAAACAGGAGUAAAAGCUUCUCAGUACUGUCAGUGUAAUUUCCACUAUCCAUCCAACCAGCAAUAAAGACUAACGGACCGAUUUGAGACUAGGUAAAGCACCCCCAUACCAUGAUACUGCUCCCUUGAUGUUUCAUGCUUGGUGCCUGGUGCUUUGGGGCAAAUCCUGUCCCUUUUUUUCGUCUUACAUACACUUUACCUUGAUAUCCAAAUAAACCAAACCUGCUUUUGUCGGUCCAUGAGCCUUUAUCCCACUUCUUUAUAGACCACUUCUUAUGUUCACCUACCUAUUUCAAUCGGAUCGUCCGGUUCUUCUUCCUGGUCAACGGUUGUUUUGCCGGACCACGUCCAUUGAGCUUGCCUUCGAUUAGUCUUCUUGCUACAGUUCGAUCAGGUACUUUACAGUUGUGAAACUACACUAUUUUAGCGUUUAUUCUGGGUGCAGCCUUUAUCGGGUCUUUCCGAGACAACAUUGCAAUCAACUUAUCCUGAAAUUUGGUCGAUUUUCUUGUUCAUCCAUUUCUUAAAAAGUUUUAUGGAUGCCAUUCUUCUUAUACCGCGUCCAAAUUAAAGAAAUUUUAGUUCUGUUUAUCGAAAAAUCUUCUGCGAUGUUACACAUGAGGUCGCCUUGUUGGAUGCAUUGAAAGAUCAUCUUCUUGACUUCUAAACUCAACGAUCCUUGCCGUUUUUUAUUUAUUCGUAACUAAAACAAUAUGUAAUAACAACAAAAACUUAAAUCUUACCUUUAUAAUGAAGUUUGACAAAAGAUUUAAAAAAGUUGCCUGUUUUUUGUCCACCUUUUAUUUUUUGAUUCUAUAUAACAUGUCACGCUGACAUAUUUUAUGUAAUUUGUCAUUUUUGUAUAAUUUUAGGUAUCAAAGCAAUCAUAAUAAACUUUGUUUCAUAACAAUUGAAUAACUAAUAAAAAAGUUAUACUCAAAAUAAAAAAGUUGCCUGUUUUUUGUCAACGGCUGUAUAUGAAAUGAGCCGAGCUUGAGCAAACUAGAAAACGAGCAGUGCCUAAAUUUUUUUUAAAAGUACAUUAUUUUAAAAAUUAAAAAAAAAUUUAACUUUUGUAAAUAUGUUUGUGUUUUCUGGGUUUCACAGCUAAUAAAUGGUCUAACAAGGAAAGUGCCCAACCUGCAACUCUCAAAAUUAGUUCAAAAUUUUAAUACGGAUUCUUUGUUGUACCAGUAGCACAUAUAAAAAAAAUAUUAGUUUGGAGUUUUAAGUUAUAGAAAUUUAAUUUAAAAUACAUUUAAAUUUUCCGCAAAUUUGGCAAGUUUGGCAUUGUGUUGCAAGCACUUUUUUUGAUGUUCCAGAUAAUAUAGGCUUACAAAUUUAAAAUUGCAGGUUCAUUUGAAACUUCUCUAUCAUUAUAUUAAAUAAAAAUAGUUAAAAGCGAAAAAAUAAGAAAAUUAAAAGCUUGAAACACUAUGCCAAUUUGGCGGGAAAUGAAUUUUGCAUAUGAUCUUACAUUUACAUGAUCUUUCAAUAAAAAAGUUUAACGAAUAUUGCAGAUCGGGUAUCUUCCUUGUAAAUAUACAAUACCGCAGACCACAUGUUUAAUAAAUUAUUGAACUUUUUUAUCUUUUACUUUGAGAAACUUUUUUAUCUCUUUUUAAGGUCCAUACAAUCACAUAUUUACAUAUUCAACGUGGUCUGAUUCGACGGUUGGGAUUGUGCUUUUAGUGGCUGCAAUUAUUAUACUAGGCCUUUGUUUGACAGCGUUAGUUCAAAUAAUUCAGUCAUUAUUAGCUGGAAAAGCGGCAAUUUGGGUCCGAAAGUUAUUAGAAAAAAAAAUUCCGCCUCCGUUUCGAUGGCUCACUGGUUACUUUGUUAUGGUUGUAGCAGCUUUUGUAGUAGUUAUUGUGCAAUCAAGUAGUGUGUUUCGGUCGGCUUUAACACCACUGGUAGGUGUUGGAGUCAUACCAUUGAAGCGACUAUAUCCAUUGUUAUUGGGCGCUAAUGUUGGUACGACUUCUACCGGUGUGCUGGCUGCUCUGUCGGCAGAUCCCUCUCAGUUGCAAGAGUAAGUUUCCUAUAUGUGAAUGCAUGACUUUUACUUUUUUAUUAUAAAACGAGUAUUUGGGUUUAUCAAAUAUAUGUUGCAGGACACUUCAAAUUGCUUUGUGUCAAACGUUGUACAACUUGCUCGGUGUGUUAUUCUUUUAUCCCAUACCUUUCUUAAAAAAAAUCCCAUUAACUCUUUGUAUGAAGCUUGGCGAUAUUACUGCUCGAGUAAGUUUGUUUAAAGUAUAUAACUUGCUUUGUGUAAAGCAUUUUAAAAUUCAAAUAAAUUAUUUUAAAAUUUUUAGUACCGUUGGUUUGCAUUGGGUUACAUACUUAA